Messenger RNA from Funneliformis caledonium, 1026 nucleotides. The record is from the annotation of a GenBank genome assembly. NCBI's taxonomy places the organism in Eukaryota, Fungi, Glomeromycota, Glomeromycetes, Glomerales, Glomeraceae.
AUGUCUACUGCUUCUGCGACAACUGAUUUGAAACUUAACGACGAAAAGAAAAGAAGGAAGAUGAUUAAGAUACCCAAGUUUUUGAAGUCCAUCAGAAAGAGAGCAUCCAAUCUGUCUGAAGCGUUAAAACCUAUCACAACUGAAAUAUUAAAUCCUACAAUGACUGAAACAUCCCAUUCUGAGACAAUUGAGUCUCUCUAUAAGUAUGAAACAUUACCAGGGCAAACGCAAAAAUUUCUGGCUGACGAGGAAUCUGCCUUAGAAUUUGACAAUGAAAUAGCAUUCAACCUUAUCUUCUUCUAUGAUAAUAUUGACAAAGGAAUAUUUAAUGAACAUAAAGACGAAUGGGUAUUAGUAUAUAAACAGCAAUUGAUAAAAUAUAGGCCAGAAUAUACGAGAAAGAAACUAAAGGUCCUCGAAGAAGAAAUGCCUGGUGCAAUAUAUUUGCCAGUUGAUAAAUCGCGUCGUGAUGAUCUUUUAAAGUCUCUGCUAGCAAGAACUGUAUCUGCUCGACAUGUUAAUCAAGAACACAUGAUUAGGAUUCAGGUUAGAAGGACAGGAACAACUAAUUCUGUUAUUCUCGAAUAUAAUUUUAAUGACCCUGUUGAAGGUAAUAAAUUGUAUAAAUCUGUUAUUGAUUCAGAUGUGCCAGAAAUGACCCUUCUUUAUCAUGUCUGUAGCACACUUGGAAAACAAGGAUGGAGAAAUCAAAGUAUGAUUGCUAACAGAUAUGGACACCCUAAUCGUAUUUUUUAUGCAUCAGAUACAUUUGAAGUUUCUAUCGGAAACAAUAAUAGAUGGAGUAAAUGGGUGGGCAUAGAUACCCUUAGAGUUUGGCAAAGAAGACCUGAUAAUAAAAUAGACAAUACCGGAAUGCAAACAGAUAAUAAUAGUUUUUCAGAUAAAGCAGUACAAACUGAUUCUUUGGAUAAAGCAACCCAAACAGAAGGUAUUGAUUUCUUAGAGCAAAUUAAAAAGGCUAAUAUAUUGUUAACUGACGCGAUAAGCAUCUUAUCUAAUAUUUAA